Messenger RNA from Triticum turgidum subsp. durum (durum wheat), 507 nucleotides. The record is from the annotation of a GenBank genome assembly. NCBI's taxonomy places the organism in Eukaryota, Viridiplantae, Streptophyta, Magnoliopsida, Poales, Poaceae.
AUGGUCGUGGAGUGCGUCGGCGCGAACGGAAUAGUAGGUGGCGGCGCCGUCGCCGUCGCCGAGGAUGAGCAGUGCGUAGCGGAGUACGUGGAGGUCGGCGAGGACGAAGGGGAGGUGGUGGGCAGCGGGGCUCCUGCAUCAGAACCUCAGAUGAGGAAGCAUGAGAGUCCUCGCAGACUCGAAGGGCGGACAGCGCCGCGGCGUACUUGCCGACGUGGUCUUCGAAGGAGACGGAGUAGGGGGAGGAGGAGACGGCGGUGGGGAGGGAGAGGUGGCGGGCGGCGGGUCUGCUGCAUCAGAGGAGUAGGCAAGACGACGCAGCGGACGAACAACGCCGGCGGCGUACUUGCCGAUGUCGGCGUCGCGGGAGAUGGGGUAGGGAGGACGGGGGGUGUGGAGGUGGAUCUGGCAGCGGACGAUAAGGCUGCGGUGGAAGAGAGGAGUUGGGGCGGACGGCGCCGGCGGCACCGGUCUCCGCUAGUUCGCUUCCAUAUUUCUUCAGAAUGA